This is a messenger RNA of Hermetia illucens (black soldier fly), 3297 nucleotides long. It is a transcript of the gene SamDC, whose product is annotated as S-adenosylmethionine decarboxylase proenzyme. Gene Ontology annotation, molecular function: adenosylmethionine decarboxylase activity. Gene Ontology annotation, cellular component: cytosol. Gene Ontology annotation, biological process: spermidine biosynthetic process; spermine biosynthetic process. The record is from RefSeq and is a predicted model, not a curated record. NCBI's taxonomy places the organism in Eukaryota, Metazoa, Arthropoda, Insecta, Diptera, Stratiomyidae. The coding region runs from base 691 to 1764 and encodes 357 amino acids. The transcript has 8 exons.
AAAACGUUCUCAGUAGCGAAGAAUACGUUCGUCGUUGUCAGCGGCUUGGUCGGGAGUCUGCGGUUCCUUUUUCGAGAUUAACAGGGAACAGAAAGUAAUUGGCCAGUGAUUUGAUCGAGGAGUGAAGAAAAAGGACCUUCUCUCUCGCGGCUCGUCAGAAUUUCCGCUUGACCUUCUAAUCGGCAUUUUGCAAACCACCAAACCUCGGAUCGCCCAUCACCACAGGCUCGUCGCGAAAAUUGUGCAAUUCCAAUAGGAUUCGCGCGACGCAGACGAUUCGAUUCUUGUUUUGCUUUUGUUUUUCGUUUUCCCCGAGAGUUCGCCUUCUAAUUUCGCUUUUCCCGGUGACUUUUCCCUCGUUUUCGUUUGGUUGCUUUUACGUUCUGCAACAGUUGCAUCUUUCUCAAGAGCCGUGGCGGUCCAAGUGUUAAAGACAUUUCCGCAAACGCCAGAAUCGCGACAAUAGCUCUGUUCCUCGCACCGAAUUUCGCGUGUUUCGCAAGCGAGAAUAGUCGCAAGAAGAAGCAAAAAUCGUGCACAAGGUUCCGCAUUUCGUCACAUUGAAAGGCGCCCGCGAGGCAUUAGACGUCCAGGCUCGUCGGGGAAAUUUCGUGUACGCAGUUUCGGCGAUUAAAACAGAAAAUUGUUGUCCGUAAUUUACUCACCCGCAUCACCUGAGUUCAAGGCGGCAUGGCGGAGAACGAAAACAUAAGUAAUUUAAAUAUAAACAAUCCGUUGCAUUUUUUCGAGGGUGUGGAGAAAUUGUUGGAGAUUUGGUUCGCUCCGAGCGAAACGAAUAAAAAUGCUGAUCUACGGAAAAUUCCAAGAUCAAUGUGGGAUGCUUUACUUAAAUCUGUGCGUUGUGAAAUCAUCAGCUUUUCGAAAAAUGAUUACAUUGACGCAUAUGUUCUGAGUGAAAGCAGCAUGUUUGUCUCAAAACGUCGUUGGAUAUUAAAGACAUGUGGGACAACAACCCCUCUUCAAUGCUUAGAGCCUCUAUUGGAGAUGGCUGAGCAAAUAGGAUAUACAGACAUUGAAGAACUCUUCUAUUCUCGGAAGAACUUCAAGCGUCCUGAUUUGCAAGUGUCACCCCAUCGCGGCUUUGAAGAGGAAGUUGCCUUACUUGAUUCGUUCUUCGACGACGGUCGCGCCUAUUGUUUAGGUUCAGUAAAUCGCGACUGUUGGUAUCUAUACACGUUAAGCCGCGGGGGAGGAGAGUUACAAAGACGCAUCGAAAAUAUGGAACUUAUUGAACCCGAUCAAACCAUAGAAAUUUUAAUGACUGAAUUGGAUCCGACUGUCCUAUCAACAUUUACCAAAGAGGAAUGUUCCAAGGCUGUAGAGGCUACUGAGAGAGCUGGAAUUCAUAAACUAAUUCCAGGCAUGGUAAUUGAUGACUAUCUAUUUGAACCAUGCGGUUAUUCUAUGAAUGGCAUCGGUAAAAAUAAUUUUCCGGGGGAAUAUUCACAAGGCUGCUAUAUGACAAUUCAUGUAACGCCAGAACCGGAAUUUUCAUACGUUAGCUUUGAGAGCAAUGUUUCAUCUUCCAAUUAUUACGAGUUGAUCAAUCGCGUUAUUGAUACAUUCCAACCAGGAAAAUUCAUUGUAACCAUUUUUGCUAAUAAGACAUCGCCGGCUCAAACAGCAGCUCGUGAACUCGAUCAUACUAAAAUGAUUGGCGAAUGGCAACGUCGCGACAUCCAAUACUGUCGCUUCCAAACUUACGAUCUCACAUACGCUCACUACAGCAAAUUCCCAAGCUGAGGGUUACAGGUUAAACCCUAUGCAAGUGACGCUGGGGUCAUCAAAAACCAAAACACAUCAUUCCCACAUCCUUACUCCUACAACCCAUUCCCAUUCCUUCCACUCCCCUCCUAUCUAUCCACUCAAUUCUCUUCCCUCCCGCAGAAACCAUCAUUCAAUUGGAAGCAACUCAACACCAUGCUGCGGUUGAAUCCUUCAUCCAAAACAGUAACAUUUUCCCUAUCACCAUCAUCAGCUAAACAAACUUUAAUAGAUCGCACAAAGCCAACCACUCCAGAAGUGACCAUAGCAACUUCUUAUUCUACACACAAAUCAUCAACUAUUCAUAAUCAUAAUGCCACAAGCAAAUUAUUUGAUUUAUCGUUAAUUUUCACAUUUUUAAUGAUACAAAUAAUUUCAUGGAUAUUUUUCGUUGAUCUCGAUGAAUAUUCUCCGUUGAUCUUAUUCUCAUGGUGGCGCAAUAAAAUCUCUUGAAAAUGCCCAAACCUGAUUUUUCGUUUGAUGAUCAUUUAAUAAAAACUUAAUUUUGAAAUAAUUAAUUUCAUUUAAGCAAUGCGACAACAAAACAAUGAGAAAUCAUUGAGAGCAAAAUAUCUUAUUUUUAUUAAUAUCAAUCAUCGAGACGAGAGUGAUUGCAAUAAAUGAAAAGGAAAGCAAUUAUUAAGAAAGAAUAUGCAAGAAGAAGGCAAUCAAAGGGUACGCAAAGUAAAAGAUGAUUUAUUUUAAGUUAGUGAUGAAUUUUAUGACUUUGCAUGUGCGCAAAGUGCCCACACUGAAAAUCAAAAUAAAAUUUGCCAAAGAAAUUGAGAAAACUGUAAGAUUUCAUUUCCAUCGUUUAGGAAAGACUUAGAAAACGUAGUCAAUUGAUAACUUGAGAUACAGAAAUGACGGAACUAAGAAGACAAUUAUCGUAUUUGAUUGAGUUUAAUUUUAUUAGAUGUUUACAAAUCGCGGUUGGCGUUGCCGAAAUGAUUUCUUAUUCUAAUAAUUUUGAAAGAUAACCAAACUAUGUACAAUCAGGUGAAUUCUCUCAUUGAAACAAAAUAUAAUUAGGAAUGUAAGAAUUUAUCUAAAAACUAUUUGAUAUUGUUGAGUUGUCAGCCGUUGAAGCAUUGAUUCGAAUAUGCCCAUUUCGAAACUGGAAACGUCUCCAGAACCGAACUCAUCUAAGAAAGUUCAAUUUAUACAUUGUAUCUAUUGCUACGACCGUCAUGUCAUAUACAUAUGGGUUUAUUAUUAGAUAUAUUUUUGGGGGAAAACUAGACUUAGGUUAUUAUCGCUUCUCUAUUAUGAACAAAGAACACUUUACAUGUUAUCGUUGAACCAACUUGAAUAUUUGUAUUAUAAAGUGGAAAUCAGAAAGAUUUGUACAGAAUGAAUUCAUGUUUGAUUGGAUUUGCUUAAAUGAUUGACCCUUGGUGAAUUGAAUUUGCAAAAAGGGGAUUUAAAUUUUAUGGCUUUAUAAUUACACUAUUAUCCAUUUAUAUGACAUUUAUGCUCUACAAUAAAUAUAUACUUUCACUGUUUAAUAUA